Molecule: messenger RNA, 3161 nt
Organism: Setaria italica (foxtail millet)
Lineage: Eukaryota; Viridiplantae; Streptophyta; Magnoliopsida; Poales; Poaceae
Product: proline-rich receptor-like protein kinase PERK3
Exons: 8
Coding region: 374-2464 (696 amino acids)
Biological process (GO): protein phosphorylation
Molecular function (GO): ATP binding; protein kinase activity
Source: RefSeq, a predicted model, not a curated record
CCCCCUUCUAGCACGAACACAAAUUUAAUCCCACCAUCAAUCUCUGACUUUUGCACGGUCAAUCUUAUCCAACAACUCCAUAGAAAAGUGAGUAAAACAGGCCGGGUCCGUAUUUAAACACGAAUCACUGCGCCCCCGCGUAGGCUGUUGCUGUCGCCCGAGCCCGGCAAGCGAAGCCGAAACGCGCACGGCCAAUUCAAGCGAAAUCCGCCUCACGGAUAACUGGCGGAGUGCGUCCUCCAGCACAUAGAUACCCCGCGUCCGUCCGGUCAUCGCUUCUGCUCCGUUGGUGCUGCUGCUGCCUUGUCUGGUCGUAGUCUGCCCACACCGGGAGACUAAAUUGCACCGGCGGGAGCGAUCGAGCAGCGACACCAUGUCCUCCCCGACACCAACGCCGCCGGUGGCUCCGGCGCCGCAGGCGCCCACCACGCCGGUGGCCCCGACUACACCGGUGACGCCACCCGUUACAGCGCCGGUGCCGCCAACGGCGCAGCCGCCGACUACGCCACCAACGGCGCUACCGCCCACUACACCGCCAACGGUGCAGCCGCCGGUAUCUCCACCUACGAGUACACCGUCUCCUCCCCCGCCGCCUCCGCCGGUGACGCCGUCCCCACCUCCACCGGUGAUCGUGCCGACGCCGUCCCCACCUCCACCGGCGACCGUGCCAACGCCAUCUCCUCCUCCACCGGCGGCGAUCGUUCCGACGCCAUCUCCUCCUCCGCCCGUACCGCGGCCUCCUCCUCCCAGCGGCGUCCCGGCGUCACCGCCUCCUCCCGAUGACGUCCCCACCUCUCCGCCACCCCCUACCGGCGUCCCAGCAUCACCGGCCGCGCCGCCUCCGCCGUCACAUCUGUCGCUGUCUCCACCUCCGCCGUCCACGUCGCCAGGAACGCCAGCAACGUCUUCACCGCCCGCCUCCAAGUCGUCGAGCAGCGGCGUCGCGGUGGGCAUAGGCGUGGCCGUCGCGGCGGUUGUCCUGCUCGGCCUCGCCGCCGGGCUCAUCUACUUCUUCGUCGGAAGGAAGCGCCGCCGGCGGCCGCCGCCGUCCCAUCAAGGGUUCCCAGGCGAGUUCUACGACCCGCGGCGGCCUGUGACGCCGCCGCACAUGUCGCACGCGCCGUCGACGACGCCAUCGUCCUCGACGCCGCCGCUGAUGCACUCGUGGCAGAGCAGCCGGGGGCCGUCCGAGUCGCCGCUGCCGCCGCUGAACCCUUCGCCGGCGAUCAUGGGCGGCACCUUCGGGUACGACGACCUGGCGGCGGCCACGGACGGGUUCUCGGACGCGAACCUACUGGGGCAGGGCGGGUUCGGGCACGUGUACCGCGGCACGCUGGGCGGGCAGGAGGUGGCCAUCAAGAAGCUGCGCGCCGGGAGCGGGCAGGGCGACCGCGAGUUCCGCGCCGAGGUGGAGAUCAUCAGCCGCGUCCACCACAAGAACCUCGUCUCCCUCGUCGGCUACUGCCUCUACGGCGAGCAGCGCCUGCUCGUAUACGAGUACGUCCCCAACAAGACCCUCGAGUUCCACCUCCACGGGAGCAGCAGGCCGACGCUGGACUGGCCGCGGCGGUGGAAGAUCGCCGUCGGCUCGGCGAAGGGGCUCGCCUAUCUGCACGAAGAUUGUCAUCCUAAGAUUAUCCAUCGUGACAUAAAGGCGGCGAACAUCCUUCUUGAUUACAACUACGAACCAAAGGUUGCAGAUUUUGGGUUGGCCAGAUACCAAGCAGCUGAAGUCACGGCUGUUUCUACACGCAUAAUGGGAACUUUCGGAUAUUUGGCGCCAGAGUACGCUGCCACAGGCAAAGUUAGCGACCGGUCCGAUGUCUUCUCCUUCGGCGUGAUGCUUCUGGAACUGAUCACCGGGAGGAAGCCUAUCAUGACAUCUUCAGCUUAUCAGCCUGAGACGCUGGUUUCCUGGGCUAGGCCGUUGCUGACGAGAGCCGUGGAGGAGGAGAACUACGACGAGCUGAUCGACCCGAGGCUGGAGACCAACUACGACGCGUACGACAUGGCGCGGCUGAUCGCGUGCGCCGCGGCCGCCGUGCGCCAGACCGCGCGGUCUCGCCCGCGGAUGACCCAGAUCGUCCGGUACCUGGAGGGCGAGCUGUCGGUGGAGGACCUGAACGCCGGCGUGAGGCCGGGGCAGAGCGCGAUGCAGCGGUCGGGCGGCGGCACGACGGACCAGAUCGGCCGGCUGCGGCGGAUGGCGUUCGGGCCGGGCGCGGGAGGGAGCACCACCGGCACCGGCACCAUCUCGGAGUACGCGAGCAGCGAGUUCAGCAACCCCACCAGCGAGUACGGGCUGAACCCGUCCAGCGAGUACACGGCCAGCAGCGGGGGCGACACGGGCGAGGUGCCCCCGGCCGCGGCCGCGCAGGGAGGGCAGCAGUGGUCGGGGAGGCGCGCGGCCGGCGACACCGAGAGGAUGAGCCGGCGCACCACCGGCAGACGCGGCCAGACGUGACACCCAACAUUUUUUCGGCACCUCGUCUGCUUACUGAAUACUGAUGAGCCCACUGUUCGUGUGCAUGCGCGUGUCAAGGUGGUAACGCAGCCGCCGUGGGAUUGAGUUUUGUUUUUUUUUCCUCGUUCCUUUUCUUCUGGUUUGAUUUAUGCAUUUUUUUGGUUGGGCGGAUGGGAGGUUUAAGUUGUAAAUUGUAUGCAUGUGUAUUGCCAUUAGACUUGUCAAAAUCCUGAAACGAUGACUAGUACUCACCUCGGUAAGGUGUGCAUUAGGAGCAGGCUAUCAGAACAUCAAGCGUUCCGGACCAGAGGGGAGUACUGACUAGAUCCAGUAACCUGUCAAUCGGAGAGGCAAACAUGAAGAAGAAACGCCCAGCAAGACAAAAGAGAAGCACCCAAAUCUUGCUGCCUCCAUGAUGCCAAGCGUGAAAAAGCAUAUCCCUGUUGUUCGGGAAAAAAAAAAGCAUAUCCCUGAUCGGCGCUGCUAGUGCCCGGAUGUUCGAUGGGAAAUUUUCCAUCGGAUAUUCUGACGAAGCAUCAAAAAUUAUCUAGUGCAACAUCAGCAGUUACUAUUUGCAACAUGCAAAAUAAUGUAUAAAAAUGACUACGUCGUUCAACUCUGGGAUAGAAAAUUCCCGCCGCAACAUGACCACUAUAUUUCAUGCAACAUUCAAUAUAAAACAUGCAGAAAUGCAAUA